AUGAGAUCAAUUAAAUGUGUAUUAGUAGGUGAUAGUGGAGUAGGAAAGACCUGUAUACUCAUUUCAUAUACUACAAAUACUUUUCCAGAUGAAUAUAUACCAACAGUAAUUGAUGUGACAAGUGUAGUUAUAAUGCAAGAUAAUAAUGCAUAUACUUUAGAACUUUGGGAUUCUGCAGGACACCAAGAUUAUGAUGGUUUGAGACCUUUAUCAUAUCCAAAUACAGAUGUUUUCUUUGUUUGUUUUAGUAUUACUUCACCUUCUUCUUUUGACUAUGUUUCUGAAAAAUGGAUUCCUGAAAUACAAACAACUUAUAAAAUACCUAUUCUUCUUGUUGGCAAUAAAUUAGAUUUACGUGAUGACAAGCAAACGAUAGAUCGUCUGGCCAAUAGAAAUUUAGCCCCCAUCACAUUUGAACAAGGAAUGGUAAAAGCACAAUCAAUCAACAACUGUCAAUAUUUCGAAUGUUCUGCCAAGACUCAAAAAGGUCUACACACAAUAUUUGAUCAAGCAGUUACAAUAGUUGAUAAACCAAUUUAUCCACUUCAAUCAAAGAGGAAGAAAUUUUCAACAUCUUGUAUUCUAUUCUAA
Messenger RNA from Cavenderia fasciculata, 591 nucleotides. RefSeq lists its product as uncharacterized. Gene Ontology annotation, molecular function: GTPase activity; GTP binding; protein kinase binding. Bases 1 to 591 code for a protein of 196 amino acids. Gene Ontology annotation, biological process: establishment or maintenance of cell polarity; actin filament organization; small GTPase-mediated signal transduction. Gene Ontology annotation, cellular component: cytoskeleton; plasma membrane; cell projection. NCBI's taxonomy places the organism in Eukaryota, Evosea, Eumycetozoa, Acytosteliales, Cavenderiaceae. The record is from RefSeq and is a predicted model, not a curated record. The transcript has 2 exons.